Molecule: messenger RNA, 550 nt
Organism: Paramuricea clavata
Lineage: Eukaryota; Metazoa; Cnidaria; Anthozoa; Malacalcyonacea; Plexauridae
Source: the annotation of a GenBank genome assembly
AUGGGUAAGAGACUUAUUGUCUCUUGGAGGAACUGAGCAAGGUUAUGGUAAAGAAAAUAUAACACCGUACAUUCACAUACUAUGCUAUCAUCUAUCCUUCUUCUUAGAAGCAUCUGGAGUUAAGAGAUUUACUGGACAAGGGAUUGAAAAAACUAAUGACGUUCUCAGAAGAAUAUACCACCUGAAAAGUAACAAGCAUGAUGUUUGCAAAGAUGGCCUUUUAACAGUGAAAAGAAUGGAUGACUUACAAGACCGCGAACGCAGACCAAGGUCUUACACCAGAAAAAAUGAGAGAUACUGGAACGAAGAAAUAAAGGAAGAUCGCAGAAAGGGGAAACGAUUGAGUGUGAUAUCCAAAGAGACCAACCAACUUGAUGUCGACAACUUAACUGAUGAGCAAUUUGGAGAUAAACUCAAGCAGUUGAAAUGUAAAUCACGAAUCAAAUGCCCCAAGAAACCUAGUCAACUUCUCAAGGACAGGAUUUAUGCUGAAGAAAAUUCUAUUGGGGAUAUUUCUAUAGUCUUAACACAUAUAAAUGACUUUGGAUAA